Fraxinus pennsylvanica is the source of this 1377-nucleotide messenger RNA. NCBI's taxonomy places the organism in Eukaryota, Viridiplantae, Streptophyta, Magnoliopsida, Lamiales, Oleaceae. The record is from the annotation of a GenBank genome assembly.
AUGCUAUCUCUUGCGUCUGUUUCUCCAUCUGCUUCACUCUCACUGCAAAAGAAUUUCAAGACCAAUUGGAAGCGCGGAACUUCAAGUCGAAUUAACUUCUUGGGAUCAGAUUUUAGUAAGACAAAGUCUUACACUCGGACAAGCAUGACUGUUGCUGUCAAAGUUUCCCGAUUCAAUGACAUAACAAUGGCUCCUCCUGACCCUAUCCUUGGAGUUUCUGAAGCAUUCAAAGCUGACACGAAUGAAAUGAAGCUUAAUCUUGGCGUGGGUGCUUAUCGUACUGAAGAUCUUCAACCAUAUGUACUUAAUGUUGUUAAGAAGGCAGAAAAUCUCAUGUUGGAAAGAGGAGAAAACAAAGAGUAUCUUCCAAUCGAAGGUUUGGCAGCUUUCAACAAGGUGACGGCAGAAUUAUUGUUAGGAGCAGACAAUGCGGUUAUUCAGCAACAAAGAGUUGCCACCGUUCAAGGUCUUUCAGGAACUGGGUCUCUGCGGCUUGCUGCAGCACUCAUAGAGCGAUAUUUUCCUGGUGCCAAAGUUUUAAUAUCAUCUCCGACCUGGGGAAACCACAAGAACAUUUUCAAUGAUGCUCGAGUUCCUUGGUCGGAAUAUCGGUAUUAUGACCCCAAAACUGUUGGGUUGGAUUUUGAUGGGAUGAUAUCAGACAUUAAGGCAGCACCUGAUGGAUCUUUUGUGUUACUUCACGGUUGUGCGCACAACCCAACUGGCAUUGAUCCCACCCCAGAACAAUGGGAAAAAAUUGCUGAUGUCAUUCAAGAGAAAAAUCAGAUUCCAUUUUUUGAUGUUGCCUACCAGGGUUUUGCAAGUGGUAGCCUUGAUGAAGAUGCAUCAUCUGUGAGAUUGUUUGCCGCACGAGGUAUGGAGCUUUUUGUUGCUCAGUCAUACAGUAAAAACUUGGGUCUUUAUGCAGAAAGGAUUGGAGCAAUCAAUGUUGUCUGUGCGUCAUCAGAUGCCGCUGCAAGGGUAAAGAGCCAACUCAAAAGACUUGCACGGCCUAUGUACUCAAAUCCUUCCAUACAUGGAGCUAGGAUUGUAGCCAAUGUUGUGGGAAGUCCAGAGCUUUUUAAUCAAUGGAAAGAGGAGAUGGAAAUGAUGGCUGGAAGAAUAAAGAGUGUCAGACAGAAACUGUAUGAUAGCCUCUGUGCAAAGGAUAAGAGUGGGAAGGACUGGUCAUUUAUUCUCAAACAGAUUGGCAUGUUUUCCUUCACUGGACUGAGCAAAACUCAGACUGAGAACAUGACCAGCAAGUGGCAUGUUUACAUGACGAAGGACGGGAGAAUAUCCUUAGCUGGACUAUCGUCAGCCAAAUGUGAAUACCUUGCAGAUGCCAUUGUUGAUUCAUACCACAACGUGAAGUAG